Molecule: messenger RNA, 4185 nt
Organism: Blastomyces dermatitidis ER-3
Lineage: Eukaryota; Fungi; Ascomycota; Eurotiomycetes; Onygenales; Ajellomycetaceae
Product: zinc finger transcription factor
Exons: 6
Coding region: 759-3488 (909 amino acids)
Source: RefSeq, a predicted model, not a curated record
GCUCGCUGCUGGGCUGCGCAGUCUCGUGUUUGAACGACGACGGCUUCCCUUCGCAUCCCAACUGUUCUUCUCUUCUUCUCUUCUUCUCUUCUUCUCUCUCUCUUCCAAGGUUGUCUCUCUCCCCCCGUGUACUCUCUUAACCUCAAGCAUCUCCACCACCGUGUCCUUGUCUCGUCCUCAUUUCCCUCCUCCCUCAGCGUGUAGUCCUCAGUCACCCCCAUCCUCCGAGCACCUCUCCUCUCUCCAUCCAGUAGUCAACCCACUCGUGUCGUCUCUCAAGUGCCUGUUUGCCUUGUGCUUUUUUCUUCUUUGACUGUCAAGAACUGACUCUUUUCUGAGCACUUUUUGGCUUUGUUUUUCCUAUUAUUCCCUCCACCUGGAUUCAUCUCCCGUUUAAAUAUUUGUCUCCAUUGGAUGGUCCAACCAGGGGAUUUACUAGAUCUGAGAAAAAUUGGAUCCAGUUGUCAGAAUCCCACCAUAGAUUUGCCAGCUAUCUCAUCUCGGCUUGUCUCUUUGAAUCGAGGACGCUUCGUCUUGCAGAUCCCGGUGCUCGAUCCUGAAUAGUGGCCUCAAUUUUUAUUCUUACAUCCCAAGUGAGUCAUAACAGUCACUACGUUCCAUGUUUCCUUCUGUCGGGGAGGGGAGACGAAAGGGUGUAGGCGGGCUGCUGUGUGUAUUGUUGUCGUUCCUGUGCUAACUCGUUCUAUUCUCCUACAUAAAGCCAGUGAAUCCCCCCCCCCCCCCCCCCCGUCGCAAGUAUGUCCGAACCCCGGGUUCAUUCUCGUCGUCGACCUUUUUAUAAUACGAACCUCCCCCACCUCUCGACUAUAUCUUCUUCUUCUUCCUCUUCUCCUUCAGAUCAGUCGUCGGACCCAGCAUGUCGUCGCUCAACACUACCCCAUAGCAUGACGUUGAAGAAAGGUGCCACCUUCCACUCUCCAACGACACCGCCGUCCGAGGAUUCUGAUCCGAUCCCCAACUUCCACUCGCUGCUUCGACGCUCCCCUACCUGCUCAAGGUCCCUGGAGGAUGUCAUUGCUGCCGGCGAAAGACGCAGGGCUCUAUUCUUAGACAAGUUCGAGCGUAACAUCUCCGGUCUUGGAGGCGACUUUUCUACUCCUCCUCUGGACAAAUAUUCUUGUGAUGACGACUCGCCUCUUCCACGUGCAUUGUUGGACGCCCAAUUGACUAACACUGACCCUAUGAAUGUCGAAGUAGACUCAAUAAAGAAAGAUAGAGAUUUCAAAGCUGUCCGUGAUCAGGAUCGCUCUCGCCGUCACUCCUGCGAUAGUGGAAUUGGCUCCUCUAUCAGUGGCGCCAGUAUGUCGUCCACUACCGAUACGCGCGAACAAGUUCGCAAAGCUACACAUUCACUCAAAGACCAGGUGACUAAUGUUAUCUCAACUCAAUCGGCCAUCAAUAGAUCUAUAUCAUCCACUGCAUCCUUGCCUCAAGUCCCCACCUUUGGCGUUGCAGCUCGCAAGAACAUCGAUCGUUUUAUCCUCGUUCCUAUUCUUCGCGAAAAACGACUAUCCCCAUUCCACCCCUUGAUUCGUACGGUGCCCAACCGGAUUGAGAGCAGAGAGAUCUCGUGUCUUCGAGACCUUGAAAAGAUUAUUCUUUUCCUAGCACCACGGUACACCCAAUCAAAAGCAGCCUAUAUUGGAUUCUGCGAAUUUACUAUUCAGUGCCUACACACCACCGUCGGGUACUUGAAUGAUCGCGACCAGCGAAGACCUUACGAUCGUCCUUACACGAACGGCUAUUUCCUUGACCUAGUCGAACAGAUGCGUCAGUACGCCGCUAUGGUCGGCGCCUCUCGAGAAAGGCAGGGCCCCCGCCCCCGCUCGAGAACCACUGAAAAUAACACCGAAUAUUCAUCUGAUGAGGAAGUCACCCUUGAAGGGGGAUUGAGUGUCACUGGACGCCCAGCAGAAUUAGUCCGGCGAAAGAAAGACAAGCAAACUAUCUCGCUACGUACGGGAAAGCCUUACGACGAAAAAGCAUCUCCUAUCAUCCCGAUGAUAAAACGUACACUGAGCAUGGAAUCGUGCGAUGAUGGCGUUGCCCGUUCGAUGGCUCGACGAAAGAAGAAUGCACCACCCCUUGACAUAAACCAGAAAUGCAAGGACUGCGAUAAAGUCUUCAAGAGACCCUGUGAUCUUACUAAACACGAGAAAACCCAUUCCAGACCAUGGAAGUGUGCAGAGCAGUCAUGCAAAUAUUUCAAAAUCGGCUGGCCAACUGAGAAGGAGAGAGACCGUCAUGUGAAUGAUAAGCACUCCAAAUCUCCACCUCUCUUCAAAUGCUAUUACGAAAAUUGCUCUUACCAGUCCAAGCGACAGAGCAACUGCAAGCAGCAUAUGGAGAAAGCUCACGGAUGGCUUUACAUUCGAUCCAAAAAUAACGGUAAAGGUGGUAGCCGUGUGGCAGGCUCAGGUUCAGGCUCAGGCUCAGGCCAGCCCACUCCUCGCACCCCUAGUAUCCAAACUCCCAACUCUGGAAUCAUGGAUCUACCAACCCCUCAGACCCACCCAUCUCCGUCCCCUUACUUGCCCAGUGUCUCUCCUUAUGAGCAAAGUCUACAGUAUACUAGCCCCCCUAGCGGUUACCCACUGAACGACAUGAUAGAUCCACAAAAUCAGGAUUUCCAACUCUUCCCGGAUUCCACCACAAACAAUAACCUUUUUGAUGACUUCAAUACCAACAACGCGUUCGCCCCACAGUUGGACUUUGGCGCUUUCCAGGCUAGCUUGGAAGCUAGUGAUCCAAAUGAAUACGUCCCGAGCUUGGACAUGCACAUUCCCUCCGUGCCCUCGAGUGCAAACACGCCCAAUGGAUCCGGACCCAUGGGAUCUGGUGGUCUGCUGGACGAAACAGCCUUCGAUCCAACUCAUGCAACCCCAAACUUCGACUUCGACUUUGAUAACCUCGACAACGAGUACACAGUCAUGAACAUGCAGCUGCUCACUCCAGCCCAAUCAGUUGAGGUGCACGGUCUGCCCUCUUUCACGCGGAAUCCGUCCCCAACAUGCCCGGAGCCACAGCAGAAGCUUAACAUCAACCAUAACCUCUCCCCUGCUGGUCAGGGGAAUUUGAUGCUUUACUCUCCCAAUUCGCAGGAGCGCGAGCGGAAUUUAGAUCUGGACUUGGAUCUGGAUAUGGAUGAGGGGUUUUAUGAUGGGUAUGAUCAUUAUCACAACCAGCGUAUGGGCAUGAACAAACCAAGUGGUGACUUUACGCUCUAUGAGAGUCCGUCCACCGCAUCUGUCGACAGUAUUAGUAAACAGGCAAGUUACGGUUUCGGAUCGCAGCAGCAGCAUGCCCACAAUUUUCCAGCGCUAGAUAGCUUCACCAACGGCGAGAGUGGGCGGUUCACGGACCCUGGUGCGGAUGCGAAUGUGAACGGAGGGGAGUGGAGUGUUGAUCAGAUUGAUCCGAUGGAUUUAAAUAGGGAUGUUGAUGAGUAUAUUAUGGGUGGUUUCUAAGUGGUGUUUUUAGCGCGUGGUGUUUAGAUUUUGGUGGGCUUCGAAGACCGAUAGGAAGAUGGUGCUGUAUCCCAAGCACACAAGGGCUAUUUUUUUUCUUAAUUUUAACGAUGUUCAAGUGUUCCUUGUUUCAUUUGGAAUUCUACAGUCAUCUAUUCUGAUCUGAUCUCUACUCCCAGCCUCACAAUCCGACGUUCGCAGAUCAUCACCAAUCCCUGUUGAUUUUAAUUACUCAAAUCUUGCUUUUGAAUAUUUGUCCCCUUUUGUGUCUCUAAUAAUAAUACAUUUCCGGUUUAUCGUCCAGAUUUGAUUUUGAUUUUGAUUUAAUCCUGAGUUUUCUUUUACCAUCUCGCCUCCGAUGUUUUGCUCUUAGUGCAACUGAUGCCUCUCCUUAGCUAUAUAUGACUCACUGGCUUUUGUGAUGAUAGUUUUGUUAUUGGCAAUAGGUAUACAGAGCACUAUGAAUAGAGACAGAUGAAUUAUGAUGUGAUACCUGUCUUUUGUGAGAUGUGUUAUGUGAAUGUGAACAGAUAUGAUGAAUAACAGAUUAAUUGCUGUCUUUUGUUUUGUUCUCUCUUUUUCUUCUUGUGAAUGUGUUUUCUCAUUCUGAUCUCUAUGUUCUCUCUGCUGUACUCCGUACAGAUGACACUCAUGUCUUGUAUAACUUACUAAGUUAUUACUAUAUGCACUAGAGAAU